Blepharisma stoltei is the source of this 555-nucleotide messenger RNA. The record is from the annotation of a GenBank genome assembly. Lineage: Eukaryota; Ciliophora; Heterotrichea; Heterotrichida; Blepharismidae.
AUGUAUGGAAAUAAUGGCUGCACUGGCGGAAUUAUGGACUAUGGUUUUGAAUAUAUCAUAGAUAAUGGAAUCACAUCAGAUGCUAUAUAUCCUUAUAAAGCUAAACAAGGGAUUUGCCAAGCAGGCUUAUCAAGUAAUAUUGCAGCCCAAAUCACGAAUUAUUAUGAUCUGCCUUCAAAUAAUCAAGCAAAUAUGCUGCAAGUUGUAGCGAAUUUUUGAUUUAAAAAUUUAAAAAAAAAUAAAAAAAUAAUGGGAAUUUUUUUGGGAAAAAAAAUUUUGGUAGCGAAUCAACCUUUGUCAGUCGCGGUCGAAGCAAAUCAAGCCGCUUGGCAAUUUUAUCAAGGCGGGAUUCUGACUGGAAAUUGUGGAAACGAUCUUGAUCAUGGAGUGCUUAUAGUAGGAUAUAAUUUGUCCACUAAUCCAAACUAUUGGAUUGUAAAAAAUUCCUGGGGACCUGAUUGGGGUGAAUCAGGGUAUAUUAGAAUUUUGAUAAAAGGCGGCACUGGGGUUUGCGGUAUUAAUAUGGAAGCGUCUUAUCCAGUCAUAAGUAGCUAA